Molecule: messenger RNA, 3136 nt
Organism: Symbiodinium necroappetens
Lineage: Eukaryota; Dinophyceae; Suessiales; Symbiodiniaceae
Source: the annotation of a GenBank genome assembly
GCGAAAAAGGCCGAGAUCAACUACGCCAAACAGAAGUACAAGGCCAUCGCAAAGGCAGAGUCCUUCAAGGCAAGGCAUCCGGAUUACUUCGGCAAGUAUCCCAAGAGGGACGUUCCAUGGGACUGGAAGGUGAAGGCAGCCAAGGCCAAGGCCUACUACGAAGGGAAGAAGUACCAGGCCGAGGCAGCAGCGGCGCCAUCUGUGCUGCUGACCGCGGCUUCCAACGAAGGUGCUGGCAGGCUUCCCAAUGUCGCCAUGCCAAGUCUGACAUGCAACGCCACGCUGGAGGCGUGCUCUUCUCACAGCCAGGGCCGGACCUCUGCGUAAACGCUGACGGUCACUUGAUCAAGGACACCGUGACAGAGAUCUUGGAAGCUCCGGUGCAGGACGACUACACAGUGUUCAGAUUGCUGGGUGGGUGUUUGUUUGGUGGCUCGCACUAUGCUGCCGUCUUCCUUCUGGCAGAUAUUCAAUCUUUUGCUUUGCUGACAUGCAGUGCAGUGAAGGGAUCCUUGGAAUGUCAGCAGGACCCAGCGUACGCCGGAGUUGGUAGCGACGAUGCGGCCGAGGGAGUUCCGCACUACGAUGCGGCUCCAAGCUAUGAGCUGGAAAUCACAGCAAGUGGAAAGUGGAAAGGUCCUGGUCCCGCCAUUUCCCGCGAUCCGGGUCAUCUCCUGGCUUCCGAAGCUGCGGCGGCCAGACGGCGAGGUCCGCCCCAUUUCGGGACCGGCUGCACCGCAUCUUCGUACCGGGCCCGGUCCAGCCAAGAAUGCCUUGGCAUGCAGUCUCUUUCGUGUCUCUGGAUGUGCCCUGCUGCAUUCAUGCUUCAUGCAAACCCGCGCCCAGCCAUUCGGCUAAAGUCCUACCGAACCGUCUUAUUUCUGGCCUGGCUUGGUGCCGAAGGCACAAGCAUGGUGCUUGCCCCCUUGCUCGUGCUGUUCGCAUGUGUGGAGCACGUGGCUAAUGCAGAGGAGCUGCAGCUGCCGCAGCAAGUCUUCGAGAAAGAGGCACAGCCCGCAUUCUUGAGUCUGUCCAACGACGGCGUCGACUCCUGCACGACGGACAACGUCUGCCAGGAAAUCUGCGAGACGGACUUCAUGGUGUACCCUCUGGGGGACAAGUGCUACGAGUACUGCCACGAAGACAUCCACUACAUCUGGGAUGUUUUCGACAAGUACUGCGGAGAAGGCCUCCAUGAUAAGCAUCAUUUCUGUGCAGAUCUGUGCUACGACGGCUUCUACUGCGGGGAUUCUACAUGCGGACCCUGUGAAGACAAGUGUGUGGAAGCGUUUGGGUUGGUCCAUCAGAUCUUCGAUUACUGUGCCGACUGCGAUGACUUUGGGGAUGACUACGACGACGACUACUACAAGACCACGACGACCACGACAACUGCUGACAGGUGUAACGACCUGGGGUGCUGGUGCCAUGACAUCUGCGACAUCAUCAAGUGCCCCCACUGCGAGGAGCUUUGCUACAAGAAUCAGGACAGGGUGUGGCCCGUCUUCGAGCGCUACUGCGAGUGCGGCUUCUGCCACGAGGCGGACGGAGAGCAUGCAGGCUUGUUGCAGUUCCGAGUCCACAGUGCUGCUUCGUCUGAGUCGACGUGCGGCUGCAGAAGUGAGCACCAGUACUGCAUCGACAUCUGCCAUGGCCUUGGUUAUGGUGGAGAGGGGCUGUCACGGUGCACGGAGGAUUGCUACUCAAGUGGCAAGCUCGGGGGCAUCUUGGAAGAUUACUGCCACGAGUGCCACGAUGAGCACUACCAUCACGAUGACAAGGAUGACUACCAUGGGGACGACCACCAUGGAGACGACUACCACAAGGAUGACUAUCACAAGGACGACUACCAUGGACAUGGAGACGACUACCAUAAGGAUGACUACCACAAGGACGACUACAAGACUACAACCAAGUCGGAGCAGAGCACAACCACUUCGAAGACGACCACAACGACCACAACGACAACAACGACCACAACGACCACAACGACCACUACACCCGAGCCGUACAAGACCACCACGCCGGAGCCUUAUGAGACGACCACAAAGCCGUACGAAACGACCAGACCACCCUACGAGACCACCAGGCCGCCUUACGAGACGACCAGGCCGCCUUACGAGACGACCAGGCCACCCUACGAGACAACCAGGCCACCCUACGAGACAACCAGGCCGCCCUACGAGACGACUCGGCCGUACCACCCUCCUGCUCCAGAGCCAUACCCUGCUCCAGAGCCGUAUUACCCCGCUCCAGACCCAUACCCUGCUCCAGACCCAUACCCCGCUCCAGAGCCAUACCCUGCUCCAGACCCAUACCCUGCUCCAGAGCCUUAUUACCCUGCUCCAGACUACUACCCGGCUCCGGAUGUGCCAUACUACUGGAAGAUCAAGGCGAAAAAGGCCGAGAUCAACUACGCCAAACAGAAGUACAAGGCCAUCGCAAAGGCAGAGUCCUUCAAGGCAAGGCAUCCGGAUUACUUCGGCAAGUAUCCCAAGAGGGACGUUCCAUGGGACUGGAAGGUGAAGGCAGCCAAGGCCAAGGCCUACUACGAAGGGAAGAAGUACCAGGCCGAGGCAGCAGCGGCAGCUUUCAAAUGGAAGCACCCAGAGAUCUUCGGCAAACAUUACUGUGCGGCUGUAGUGGAGUGGCUGCUUGCUGCAUGGCGGAGACUCGACAAUCCAGCUGAGCGGGAUGCGAAUGGAGACCAGCUCCUGGGAAAGCGCGCCUGGUUUGCCUUGGACAACAGACGGCUCUACUCACUGCAGUGCGCAGCUGCGAAGCGCUUUCCGCGCCGCUGUUGUGUCGUAGUACGCUGCAUCGAGGACGUGCCAGGGGGAGAGAGCAUUCGAGAGCUUCGGAAGUUUCGGACCACCACGGAGGGGAGGUCCGUGGAUGUGGGCGUCAGGGCUGGAGAGUGCCGGCCAUUCAGCUGGAUACAGGCUGCGCCGCCUGGUGCCCACAUGGGGCGUGCCAUGGAGGUGGAAGGCUUGUACGCAGAGGAUUUGUUUGAUGCCCUACAAUGGGCCCCGCAGGCAGUCGCGGCCGCUGCCAUGAUUGGUCAACAGGAGGAGGAAAACGAAAGGAUUCAGACUACUGAAGGUACUCGCACCCUUCCGUUGCACCGGGCUUGCAGCUU